AUGAGUAUGUCUUCUGUAGCAGUGUUAUGGGUUGCUGCAGCUUCUCCAAACCCAGACCCAAUGAACCAUUGUGGGUUGGUUAGGGUUCUAGAAACUUCUAGACUCUUCUCUCGUUGUAGGAGGAAGCAGACAACAACCUGGGGCUCUUCUUCUUCUUCUUCUUCUUCUUCAAUGAGCUGCACAAGACGAAGAAGUGGUGUUGUGUCUUCAAGCUUAGUAGCAAGUCCUACAGGAGAGAUGACCCUCUCAUCUGAAGAGAAGGUUUACAAUGUUGUGCUGAAACAAGCUGCUCUGGUGAACAAACAGCUCAGGUCUACUUCUUAUGAGCUUGAUGUGAAGAAACCUCAAGAGAUUGUUCUCCCAGGGAGUUUGAGUUUGUUGGGUGAGGCUUAUGAUCGAUGCGGUGAAGUUUGCGCUGAAUAUGCUAAGACGUUUUAUCUCGGAACUUUGCUUAUGACACCUGAAAGGCGAAAGGCGAUUUGGGCUAUCUACGUUUGGUGUAGAAGAACUGAUGAGCUAGUAGAUGGGCCUAAUGCUUCACAUAUAACUCCAAUGGCGUUAGAUAGAUGGGAAGCAAGGCUAGAAGAUCUGUUCCGUGGCCGUCCUUUCGAUAUGCUCGAUGCAGCUCUCGCUGACACUGUUGCUAGAUACCCUGUCGACAUUCAGCCAUUUAGAGACAUGAUCGAAGGAAUGAGAAUGGACUUGAGGAAAUCGAGAUACAAGAACUUCGAUGAUCUCUACCUUUACUGCUACUAUGUCGCUGGAACCGUCGGUUUGAUGAGCGUUCCAGUUAUGGGGAUCGAUCCUAAGUCGAAAGCAACGACUGAGAGUGUUUACAACGCUGCCUUGGCCCUCGGUAUUGCCAAUCAGCUUACCAACAUACUCAGAGACGUUGGCGAAGAUGCGAGAAGAGGAAGGGUUUAUCUGCCACAGGACGAAUUGGCUCAGGCUGGUCUCUCAGAUGAAGACAUAUUCGCCGGCAAAGUCACUGAUAAAUGGAGAAACUUCAUGAAAAUGCAGCUGAAACGUGCUAGGAUGUUCUUUGACGAAGCUGAGAAAGGCGUCACCGAGCUCGACGCCGCUAGCAGAUGGCCGGUAUGGGCAUCGCUGCUAUUGUACAGGAGAAUACUGGACGAGAUUGAAGCAAAUGAUUACAACAAUUUCACAAAGAGAGCUUAUGUUGGGAAAGCCAAGAAGAUUGCAGCUUUGCCAUUGGCUUAUGCUAAAUCAGUACUAAAGACUCCAAGUUCAAGAUGA
Messenger RNA from Microthlaspi erraticum, 1257 nucleotides. NCBI's taxonomy places the organism in Eukaryota, Viridiplantae, Streptophyta, Magnoliopsida, Brassicales, Brassicaceae. The record is from the annotation of a GenBank genome assembly.